This is a messenger RNA of Girardinichthys multiradiatus, 1150 nucleotides long. RefSeq names its product charged multivesicular body protein 5a (gene chmp5a). Gene Ontology annotation, biological process: vesicle budding from membrane; late endosome to vacuole transport via multivesicular body sorting pathway. Gene Ontology annotation, cellular component: multivesicular body. The transcript is spliced from 8 exons. The coding region runs from base 107 to 769 and encodes 220 amino acids. The record is from RefSeq and is a predicted model, not a curated record. NCBI's taxonomy places the organism in Eukaryota, Metazoa, Chordata, Actinopteri, Cyprinodontiformes, Goodeidae.
ACCGUUAUUUCCGGGUGUCUCCAAUGCAGGAAUCCUUUCCGUUUGAUGCUGCUUAUUGUGUAUUUAAAGAAAACUAAGAGCUCUGAGGUCACCAGAGGUUUUGAAAAUGAACAGAAUUUUUGGACGCGGAAAGCCCAAAGCGCCUCCUCCGAACCUUUCGGACUGUAUCAGCACUGUGGAUGCCAGGGCAGAGUCCAUUGAAAAGAAAAUAGGUAGGCUCGAUGCUGAGCUGCUGAAGUACAAAGAUCAGCUGAAAAAGAUGAGAGAAGGGCCCUCGAAGAAUAUGGUGAAACAGAAGGCCAUGAGAGUCCUAAAGCAGAAGAGAAUGUAUGAAGGUCAAAGGGAGCAGCUGGCCCAGCAGUCAUUCAAUAUGGAGCAGGCAAACUACACAAUCCAGACCUUGAAAGACACAAAAACUACAGUAGAGGCAAUGAAGAUCGGUGCAAAGGAAAUGAAGAAAGCUUACAAGGACGUCAAACUUGAUCAGAUUGACGAUUUACAAGACCAGCUGGAAGACAUGAUGGAGGAAGUCGGCGAGGUACAGGAGUCCCUGAGCCGCAGCUACGGCACUCCAGACAUCGACGAGGAGGAUCUUGAAGCAGAGCUGGAUGCCCUGGGGGAUGAGCUGCUGCUGGAUGAUGACACCUCCUACUUGGACGAAGCGUCGGCUGCUCCAUCUAUCCCAGAAGGAAUUCCUAGCGACAGCAAGACAAACAAGGAUGGGGUUUUGGUGGAUGAGUUCGGCCUGCCUCAGAUUCCUGCCACAUAAACAAAAAUGACACGAAGACAACUGCACUUCAACUGAAAACACUUUUUUAUGUAGAGUAACAUUUAUACAUUGGAUCUGAGAACACUACUAUUUUGAAGCUGCCCUGGUGUAUGAUUACUACUACCAUGUUAGCAUGUGGCCUUUAAAAUAAGUAUUCGCCAUCAUUUUCUAAUUGUCGUCCUAACCAACUUUUCAGUCUUAUUCAUGACUGUUAUUAUUAAUUUAUUUGGGCAUUUUGUUAGCUUUGUGUCUUGUUUAAGUCCUUACUGUUUUGUUUGAGAGCUCAAAGGUGGAGGUGAUUCCCACUGUCUGCCUGUUUAAAAUAUCUGCAAGGGUACUUUAAACAUGCAAAAUAAAUUAUGUCUUUUGGUAAUUAAUUGA